This is a messenger RNA of Suillus subalutaceus, 327 nucleotides long. RefSeq lists its product as uncharacterized. NCBI's taxonomy places the organism in Eukaryota, Fungi, Basidiomycota, Agaricomycetes, Boletales, Suillaceae. The record is from RefSeq and is a predicted model, not a curated record. The transcript has 2 exons. The coding region runs from base 79 to 327 and encodes 82 amino acids.
GUCUAACUGGUCUUAACCAAGUCAAAAUCUGUUUCCAGAGCUCCAUUUGUAACUUGGGAUGAGCGGAUACCUUUCAUCAUGAUUGAGAACUACGCAGAAAUGAUUAUGGACGAAACAUUGACUCCGGAGGAGGAUAAAGAACGAAUUUGGUUUCUCAUAAUAACCGUCGCCACAGGACAUCCAGGUGUCUCGAAGUUCAUAGACCAUGUUUUCGAUGCCACGUAUAAUUAUACCCUGGAGAAAGGAGAGCUCCCUCAUGUGCGCUUUGGUCGAAUUGAUUAUUCCAAUGUUACGAGUAUCACCACUAAACGGGCUGUCUGGUCUUGA